Tripterygium wilfordii is the source of this 533-nucleotide messenger RNA. RefSeq lists its product as uncharacterized. The coding region runs from base 66 to 395 and encodes 109 amino acids. The record is from RefSeq and is a predicted model, not a curated record. NCBI's taxonomy places the organism in Eukaryota, Viridiplantae, Streptophyta, Magnoliopsida, Celastrales, Celastraceae. The transcript has 2 exons.
AUUUUGAAUUUAAAACAAAGACUUCUUCUUCUGCUUCUUCAAAGAAGAGGAGUGAGUGAGUAUUAAUGAUGAGUGGCCAUGUCUUCCUCUGCAAAUCUUCAAGAUCAUCAGCAUCCUUUAUCAAGGCUUUAACACCAUAUCUCUACAACCCCAUCAAGCUAUAUAGUAGCCAAGCAAGUGAUAAGCAGGGAGAAAAGGUCCAGGAAUUCAUAGAGGAGCGAGCGCCAUCGACCGCACAAAUGUUCAAAACAGUUGCAGAGGAGAAGCAGCGCAAGGAGACCGCACAAGGUCAUGAUAUUGAGACAGUUGAAGAGGCUGCUGGUUAUGGUGAUUCUAAAGCUGGUUCAGGAAAAGGAAGGUACAAGAAGCAUGAAGAGGAUCAUAGCAAGGACUAAUGGAGACUAAGCAAGAAUGAAAAAUUGUAUGUGAAUGGCUUUAAUAAUAUGUACAGUGUGAUUGAUGAACUAUGGUUUAGAGAACUGUGUACAACCAAGCUGCUUUAUCUUUGCGCCUAGGAAAUUCUCAGUUUCUCA